UUACCUUUCUCCUGACACGUAGCAACCUCAACAAAGUUGGCAGGGCUCUGGGUAGAUUUGUCAAACAUUACAGGUUGUGCUCCUGCUUCUGCCCCUGUGUUUCAAACAGACUGAGAGAUGUCAGGGUUUGACAAUUUCAACACAGACUUUUACCAGUCCAGCUACAGUGUAGAUGACCAAAGCCAGGCCGGCUAUGGCUACAACAACGCUGAAAACCCCUACAACAAGCCAUAUGGUCAGUAUGACUACUCCCAGCCCAUGGGCUACUCUUCCCCAGGGAUGAUGCAGCCCCAGCAGCCAUACACAGGACAAAUUUUUCAACCCACACAAACCUACACUCCUUCCCCAUCACAAUCCAUGUACAGUAGCAGCUUCGAUGAUGAGCCGCCGCUGCUAGAAGAAUUAGGAAUCAACUUUGACCACAUCUGGCAGAAGACUCUGACGGUGCUCCAUCCAAUGAAGGUAGCAGACGGCAGCAUCAUGAACGAGACAGACCUGGCCGGCCCCAUGGUCUUCUGUUUGGCCUUCGGAGCCACACUUCUCCUGUCAGGUAAGAUCCAGUUUGGCUAUGUGUAUGGCAUCAGUGCAAUUGGCUGCCUCGGCAUGUACUGUCUGCUCAACCUAAUGAGUAUGACGGGCGUCUCCUUCGGCUGUGUGGCCAGCGUUCUCGGAUACUGCCUCCUCCCAAUGAUCCUCCUCUCCAGCUUUGGAGUCCUCUUCUCUUUACAGGGCAUGAUGGGAAUUAUAUUAACAGCAGCAAUCAUUGGCUGGUGCAGUUUGUCAGCCUCAAAGAUCUUCAUCUCGGCGUUGGCGAUGGAUGGGCAGCAGCUGUUAGUUGCUUACCCCUGCGCUCUCCUAUAUGGAGUCUUUGCACUCAUCUCUGUCUUCUAAAAAAAAAAAAUGAGUAACAGUUUAAAAAAGAACUGCCCCCUUGUUUCUGUAAAUUCAUUGUAAUUAUUGUCAGUGGAAUUAAUUAGUAAUUAUUGGCUAAUUACAUUGUUAUUACAGAAAAGGGGAGUUCCUGUACAAAACGGCACCAGGGGUUCUUUUCUUUGUUUUUUCUUUUAUAAGCCUCCACCGCUCACUACAUCCUGACUUGACCAUCUGCUGGCUGGAGUUUGUCUCACUCAUGUCGUCUCUCCACCUUGCUCCCCUUAUACAUCUUAAAGGAGAGGACUGUCAAAUGUCAAAUAGAGAAAAAUAACUUUCCUGUGGACCAUGUUGAGCCUUAAACGACCUACUGCAGUCCUAUGAUUUUAAGGACAUGAAGGGGAAGGAAGUGAGCAACUAGUUCACACAAUGGAAACCCGAGGAGACAGUUUAAUUUGGACAGAGAUGGGAAAAGGCUCUCAGUUUCCAAGGAGGACAGUUAACCAACUCUCUGCCAACCCUGCAGCCCAAUUUGGAGCCAGUGGAAAUGCCACGUACCAUGAUUUUUGCGAAAGCUGUUAUGGGCCAUUUAUGGCAAAUACCUAUAGAUCCUGCAGCUGCAAGACUGCAGGAAACACCCAUUUUCCUUCUGCACAAGACUACAGUAGCUCAUUCUACUUCACCCAGAAAGGGCGCAGUAUAAUGAGGCGGGUCUCCUCUAUAUUUUCUCCAGGACUGAGGAGCCACGAAUCUCAUCAUUUGUUCAUCACAGCAGUGAUCUGAUCUUUGAUGUAAAAACAGCAGCUGUGCUUCAUCUUCUCAUGUAAUGUUUUAUUAUAUUCUCUUGAAAUUCAUUUGAGUUUUAAUAACUUUCAAGAAGACAAAAAUACAGAUUGCACAAAAGUAUUUUCUCAAAUUUUCAAAACCAAACAAAUUUGAUUAGAAUUGAGAAUUAAUAGUCUGAGAGAUACUGUAUAUUUCCAAGUGCAGACACGUCUCUAUAGAUUGUUGCUAUAGGUUGCAUCCUUUACAUUUCUUAUAUCUUUAUUUUAGAGUCAACUCACUUUGUAUGCUUUGAUGUGUCAUCUGUUGUUCAAGUCUUCUCAUGCACAUUAAAGUUGUCUUUGAAGGUUA
Messenger RNA from Chelmon rostratus (copperband butterflyfish), 2004 nucleotides. It is a transcript of the gene yipf5, whose product is annotated as Yip1 domain family, member 5. Gene Ontology annotation, cellular component: membrane; trans-Golgi network. Gene Ontology annotation, biological process: endoplasmic reticulum to Golgi vesicle-mediated transport; vesicle fusion with Golgi apparatus; regulation of ER to Golgi vesicle-mediated transport. Bases 118 to 891 code for a protein of 257 amino acids. Lineage: Eukaryota; Metazoa; Chordata; Actinopteri; Chaetodontiformes; Chaetodontidae. The transcript has 6 exons. The record is from RefSeq and is a predicted model, not a curated record.